AUGAUCUUCAUCAUUCGCAUCUUCAUGCUUGUUUUAUUGGCCCUGUUCCCAACUACCAUCUACGGCUUCUUGUUAGGAGGUACUUUUUUCCUAUAAAUUUCCUCCUAACACCUUUCCCUUCAGGAAGCGGUUGCGGCUGUCCCCCGCCAGCCUGUCCUCCUCCAACCCCGCCAUGUGCUCCUCCUUGUGGAGGUCGACCUUUUGCGGCUCACGCAGCCAAAACUGCGGUUUUCGACCGUCACUAUGACUCGCCACUUGUCUUGAACGUCCCUGAUGACUUGGAUCUAGUUAAUCAAUUUCUUUCUCAAUUUUCUUCAUUCUCAUAGCUUCAGAGAGCUGCCGCAUUUGGUGUUCCGCUUUCCGAGAAGCCAGAGCAACCUUCCGCCUUUGAAAUGCUGCAUCGACUCGGAGAAAACGAAGAUGGAUUCUACGAAGGCAUCAUCGAAGAUGCCGAUACCAACUAUCAGCCCAAGGUUGAUUAUUUCCAUUUUUAUAUCAAUAAGAACCUUGAAAGUUCAGGAAGACGAUGGCGAUCUCGCUUUCCGGACUCAAUUUAAGAAAUCUUCUCCUGAAAUCAGGAGAUCUCCAACAGUCAAUGUCAGAACGGUAGCUCAGACGAAUAUUUCAUUCAUUAACUGUUUUUUGUUUGAAGGAAGCACCUAUUGAAACAACGACCGUCGCCUCAGAAGCUGUAAAAACUACGACAGAGACUGUGACAAUGGAAAAGUGCAACAGCAACGUCCUCAAAAAACUUAUGCUUGAGGUUCAAUUUAAAAAAGAGUCUGUUCUAAUUAAAUUUUCAGAAUAUGAACGACAACUCAGCGGACUCUAAGAAGAUGAUCAAUGAAGCGGCUGAAGCAAAGUUCGGCGGCAGCGUGGACGUAAUUUGUUCGAGAGGACAUUUCUCUUACAUUUUCUCUUCAAAUUUGUUUUGUGAAGCUUCGAAAGGCCUCACGACGUGUAUUGCAUUCCGUCAAUCGAAAUCUGCUCCCUGA
This is a messenger RNA of Caenorhabditis auriculariae, 995 nucleotides long. The record is from the annotation of a GenBank genome assembly. NCBI's taxonomy places the organism in Eukaryota, Metazoa, Nematoda, Chromadorea, Rhabditida, Rhabditidae.